Hevea brasiliensis (rubber tree) is the source of this 3044-nucleotide messenger RNA. Its product is annotated as exocyst complex component EXO70A1. Gene Ontology annotation, molecular function: phosphatidylinositol-4,5-bisphosphate binding. The record is from RefSeq and is a predicted model, not a curated record. The transcript is spliced from 2 exons. Gene Ontology annotation, cellular component: exocyst. Bases 432 to 2483 code for a protein of 683 amino acids. Gene Ontology annotation, biological process: exocytosis. Lineage: Eukaryota; Viridiplantae; Streptophyta; Magnoliopsida; Malpighiales; Euphorbiaceae.
AAAAUUCUCUCUCUCUCUUUUUUCUCUCUAAAAGAUUUUAGGGUUUUUCUUUCUGUAAUUUCAUUAUCUUUCUGAAUCUAAAACUCACCGAUUCAGAUUCUUACACUGUUAUUCUUCUUCUUUUCCAGCUCGCUCUCGCCGGGUCGAACACGCUCCUUCAAGCUCUAUAGUUCAAACCUAUAACUUUGACCGUCAUUUUCGAAGUGUAGAAAUGAAGAUAUGUUCUUAUAUGAGUCCAGCUUGAUUUGAAAACAUUCUUCGAUAAGUCCAAAGGCAACAUCAUAAGAUCAUUAAGAGGCUGAAUAAAUCAAAUCUCGAUUUUUGGAGCUUAGUAUAGUCUGAAUUGACGGAUAUUCGUAGCCCGAAGCUGUGAUUUUUUUUUUUUGUUUUUUUGGAUUAAAGAGUUUUAGUUGCAGUGUUUGGGGAUUGGAAUGGGGGAUUCCGUUAGCGGUAAUGGCGAUGAUAAAGGUAGAAUUCAGAAUUUGAUAGCUGCAAGGAAGUCAUUGAAGCUUAGCUUAGACAAAUCAAAAGCCUUAGGGUUUGCUCUUGACAAAGCAGGACCUAGAUUGGAUGAGAUUAAGCAGAGAUUGCCUUCUCUAGAGGCGGCUGUACGCCCCAUUCUAGCUGAUGAGGAUGCCCUUGCUACUGUUGGUGGCCACAUUAACCGUGCUGUUGGUCCUGCUGCGGCAGUGCUUAAGGUUUUUGAUGCUGUUCAUGGUCUAGAAAAGUCGCUUUUAUCAGAUCCAAAAAAUGAUCUUCCUGGUUAUUUGUCUGUAUUGAAGCGCCUUGAAGAGGCAUUGAGGUUUCUGGGAGAUAAUUGUGGAUUGGCAAUUCAGUGGUUGGAGGAUAUAGUUGAGUAUUUGGAGGAUAAUACUGUGGCGGAUGCGCGGUUUCUUACCAAUUUGAAGAAGUCAUUGAAGAAUCUUAGGGAAUUGCAAAGUGAUGAUCAAAAGGCUCGCCUUGACGGUGGACUUUUAGAUGCUGCCUUGGAUAAAUUGGAAGGCGAGUUUCGACGGCUGUUAUCAGAACACAGUGUGCCACUUCCAAUGUCUUCCCCUUCAUCCCUGGGCCAACAGGCAGUAAUUGCACCAUCACCGUUACCUGUAACUGUCAUUCAGAAGUUGCAAGCAAUUCUUGGGCGGUUGAUUGUUAAUAAUAGGCUUGAAAGGUGCAUAUCAAUCUAUGUUGAAGUACGUGGUUCAAAUGUUAGAGCCAGUUUGCAGGCUCUUGAUUUGGAUUAUCUUGAGAUCUCCAUAGCUGAAUUCAAUGAUGUGCAGAGCAUAGAGGGCUAUAUAGCUCAGUGGGGCAAGCAUUUGGAGUUUGCAGUGAAACAUUUGUUUGAAGCGGAGUACAAGCUUUGCAAUGAUGUGUUUGAGAGGAUUGGAUUGGAUGUGUGGAUGGGAUGCUUUUCCAGUAUAGCUGCUCAAGCAGGUUUUCUUGCAUUUCUUCAAUUUGGGAAGACUGUUGCAGAAAGUAAAAAAGACCCGAUCAAGCUUUUGAAGUUGCUGGAUAUAUUCGCAUCUCUAAACAAGUUAAGGCUGGAUUUUAACAGGCUCUUUGGUGGAGCAGCCUGUAUUGAGAUCCAAAACCUUACAAGGGACCUCAUUAAGAGGGUGAUUGAUGGGGCAUCCGAGAUUUUCUGGGAACUUUUGGUUCAGGUGGAGUUGCAGAGGCAGAUUCCUCCUCCUCCAGAUGGGGGUGUGCCGAGACUAGUAAGCUUUAUCACUGAUUACUGUAAUAAGCUUCUUGGGGAUGACUAUAAGCCCAUUCUGACCCAGGUUCUGAUCAUUCAUCGAAGUUGGAAGCACGAGAGGUUUCAGGAGAGACUCCUUGUUACUGAGGUACUGAAUGUAAUAAAGGCCAUUGAGCUCAAUGUGGAGACUUGGACAAAGGCUUACGAAGACACCAUCCUAUCUAACCUUUUUGCUAUGAACAACCACUAUCAUUUGUACAAGCACUUAAAAGGAACAAAACUUGGAGAUCUCUUGGGAGAUUCUUGGUUAAGAGAACAUGAGCAGUACAAGGACUAUUAUGCCACGAUCUUCUUGAGAGACAGUUGGGGGAAGCUUCCCAGUCAUCUAAGUCGGGAAGGUCUUAUUCUUUUCUCAGGUGGGCGUGCCACUGCUCGUGAUCUUGUCAAGAAAAGGCUGAAGACUUUCAAUGAAGCUUUUGAUGAAAUGUACAGGAAGCAGUCAAACUGGGUUAUGCCUGAGAGAGACCUCAGGGAGAAGACAUGCCAAUUGAUAGUGCAAGCGGUUGUUCCUGUUUAUCGAAGUUAUAUGCAGAACUAUGGGCCCUUGGUUGAGCAGGAUGGAAGUUCAAGUAAAUAUGCAAAAUACUCCGUGCAGGCCUUGGAGCAAAUGCUUGCCUCUCUAUUUCAACCCAAGCCAGGAAGAUAUGGAAGUUUCAAAGGCAGGCAGCCUAGUGAGAAAUUCAACAAUGGGGUUGCAGAUCUUCGUCGUACAGCAUCUGCGGUUGUGUGAUAGUUCAGCUGUUACCGCCUUAUGAUGAUAAGCCUGGAAGGGAACCAUAUCCAAACAUCCCCUUCUGCAGUUACAUGUCAAUUCUUGUUUUGUACAUAUUGACAUCCUUGAGGGCUUUGGAACUGUUGUUCUGCAAAAUCAAUGAGAUAUUGAGGAGCUUGGUGCAUUAAGGUGAUAGCUUACUUUGGCCUUACCUAGGGACGUAGAUAAUACUUGGAGGUAUAGGUAAUAAAUUUACUUUCAUUUUUUUACUCAUUGAUUAAGUUAAUAGAUGGUGGCUGUAAAAACUUUGUAUGCUAGAUUUCAUGUACAAUUCUUCAAUAUUAAUAGAAAUUAGAGGUCUAGCGGGAAUAAAAUUUUAUUUGUUGAUCAAAAUUCUGAGAUGGUCAUAAGUUUGGGGUGUUCCUUGGAUGAUUGUCGUAUGCCAAUGUUACAAUUGUUUUACAGCCUUGAAUAGACUACUAAAAGGCAAAAAGCAUGUUAGGCAGUAAAGUGGUGGCUCAUUUAUGUAGUCUUUGUUUGAUGUAAUAGAAUUCUUCAAUGUUUAAUUAUUUCACAGCA